Messenger RNA from Harmonia axyridis, 1140 nucleotides. RefSeq names its product syntaxin-16. The record is from RefSeq and is a predicted model, not a curated record. Gene Ontology annotation, molecular function: SNAP receptor activity; SNARE binding. Lineage: Eukaryota; Metazoa; Arthropoda; Insecta; Coleoptera; Coccinellidae. Gene Ontology annotation, biological process: vesicle fusion; intracellular protein transport; vesicle-mediated transport. The transcript has a single exon. Bases 190 to 1128 code for a protein of 312 amino acids. Gene Ontology annotation, cellular component: endomembrane system; SNARE complex; membrane.
AUAUUAGGUCUAUGAUUGAUGGUAAUGUCAUUUGAAUUUUUGUCAAGAUUCCAGCAAAAACAAAACAUUGAGAAAAAUGUUAAUGCGAUGGUGUUCUUCGAAAAGCAACAAGAGAUGAGAAAACCAAAUCUCUUUUUUCUACUCUUAUCCAUUUUUUCCUGAGAAAAAUCUAUAAAUUUGAUCUUAGAAAUGGCAGCAAGAUCUUUAACUGAUGUUUUCCUUUUGAUGAGGAGCAAUGCAAUCAGGAACAGAAAUAUUUUUCCUGAUAACGAAGAUUCUGAACAAAUGAGGCUAGUUAGUCUCAAUGAAGAUGAUGAAACGCUAUAUACUAAUUCUGAUAAUUAUAUGCCCCCCCAAUGGAUAAAUGAUUUGGAAAAAACUCAAAAUAUUUUACAGCAGAUCAAAAUAAAAAUUGAAGAAUUGAAGAAUUUUCACUCUAGACAUCUACAUAAAUCUACUUUUGAUGAUAGUUCAGCUGAUGAAGAGGCUAUUGAAUAUUGCACUCAAGGAAUUUCCAGGUUGUUCAAUGAAGGUUAUAAACUAGUCCAAACUAUAAAACACAACUCUCAUGAAGGCUCUACCAAAGAACAUAAAUUGACCGUAAAUGUUUAUUGUACUUUAGCAGCAUCCCUCCAAGACUUAUCUCAGUCGUUUAAAUCAACACAAAAUAGUUAUUUGAGAGAAUUACAAUCUCGUGAAGACAGAUCAAAAAUUUACUUUGAAAAUCAGAUAGUUAACAUUGAUAUAUAUGAUGAUAGUGGAACUGAAGACAUCGACAGUUAUUUUAUUGGUUCAAGUCCUCCUACUCAAGAACAAAUGCUAUAUUUGGAGGAAGAAAACACAAGAUUUGCUUUGGAAAGAGAACAAGAAGUUAACUCAAUUGUUAAGAGCAUACUAGAAGUGAAUAAAAUUUUUAAAGAUUUAAGCAUAAUGGUUGCUGAUCAAGGAACAGUACUUGAUAGGAUAGACUAUAAUAUUGAAAGAACUCAAAUUGAUGUUUUUGAAGGUUUUAAGCAGUUGAAGAGUGCAGAUGCAUAUCAACGUAAGAAUCGUAAAAUGUGUACUAUUGUUGUAUUGGCUAUUGUUACUAUAUUGGUAUUCUUUUUAUUAGUUUUGAUUAAAUUUUAAGUUAUUCUCUAA